Messenger RNA from Penicillium riverlandense, 1038 nucleotides. Its product is annotated as 3-oxoacid CoA-transferase. Bases 1 to 1038 code for a protein of 345 amino acids. The transcript has 6 exons. The record is from RefSeq and is a predicted model, not a curated record. Gene Ontology annotation, molecular function: succinyl-CoA:3-oxo-acid CoA-transferase activity. Lineage: Eukaryota; Fungi; Ascomycota; Eurotiomycetes; Eurotiales; Aspergillaceae.
AUGGAUGAGUCGGGCAAGGUGCUGGAAAACGGCAAGCCACGCGAGACACGAGAGUUCAAUGGCAAGACAUACUUGAUGGAGACCGCGUUGACGGGCGAUGUGGCGAUUAUUCGGGCGUGGAAGGCGGAUGAGGCUGGGAACUGCGUGUUCCGGUAUACAACGAAGGCCUUCGGUCCCAUCAUGGCCAAGGCAGCGACCCUGACUAUUGUUGAAGCCGAAAACAUUGUACCCAUUGGUUCCAUUGACCCGAAUGAUGUGGAUCUUCCCGGUAUCUUCGUGGACCGUAUUGUGCCGGCAACUGACGAGAAGCAUGUUGAGAUCAAGAAGCUGCGCUCUAAUGAACACAGCGCGACUGAAUCCACUCAGGACGCAGCCUUGAUUGAGAGAAACCGGAUCGCGCGACGGGCGGCCAAGGAGCUCAAGAAGGGGUACUAUGUCAACCUGGGUGUCGGCAUACCCACUCUGGCACCGUCGUACUUGCCCAAGGAUGUCAAGGUCUGGAUUCAGUCGGAGAAUGGUAUCCUGGGAAUGGGUGCAUAUCCCACGGAAGAAGAAUUAGAUCCGGACAUCAUCAACGCUGGAAAAGAAACCGUCACACUUGUUCCCGGUGCCGCCACAUUUGACAGCACCGAAUCAUUCGGUAUGAUCCGUGGUGGCCAUGUGGACGUGUCUAUUCUCGGUGCCCUGCAAGUCAGCGCCAACGGUGACCUGGCCAACUACAUGAUCCCCGGCAAGGUGUUCAAGGGAAUGGGCGGAGCCAUGGACCUGAUAUCAAACCCGGAAAAGACCAAGAUUGUCGUGGCCACCAGCCAUGUGGCCAAGGAUGGCUCCCCCAAGAUUGUCCAGGAGUGUAGCCUGCCAUUGACGGGUGCCAAUGUGGUCAGCACUAUCAUUACUGACUUGUGUGUCUUCCAGGUCAACCGGGCCACUGGAGAGCUCACUCUGACCGAACUGGCACCGGGUGUGGAGGUCGAGGAGGUGCAGCAGAAGACCGGGGCCAAGUUUAGCAUUGCUGAGAACCUGGAGAUCAUGGAAUAA